AUGGCAGAGGAGGAUGUUUAUACAAAAGAUGGAACUGUGGAUUAUCGGGGGAAUCCUGCUAACAGAAACGAGACUGGAACCUGGAGGGCCUGCCCUUUUAUUAUAGGAAAUGAGUUUUGUGAACGAUUGGCUUACUAUGGGAUGAGCUCCAAUCUGGUUCUUUAUUUCAAGCACAUACUAAAUCAGCGAAGUGCUACAGCUGCUAGAAAUAACUUGAACUGGGGGGGAACAUGCUAUAUCACUCCAUUGAUCGGAGCAUUCGUUGCUGAUGCUUAUCUAGGAAGAUAUUGGACGAUUGCUUGUUUCUCAACCAUAUAUGUUGCAGGGAUGACGCUUUUGGCAAUGUCAGCAUCUGUCCCUAGCCUAAAGCCAAAAUGUUAUUCAGAAAAUCAUUGCCAUCCAACAGAUGGUCAAAGUGCAUUAACUUUCGUAGCUCUUUACCUGGUAGCACUAGGCACAGGAGGUAUUAAGCCUUGUGUCUCAUCCUAUGGAGCAGAUCAGUUUGAUGAUGCUGACGAGGUUGAGAAAAAGCACAAGAGUUCUUUCUUCAACUGGUUCUACCUCUCAAUUAAUGUUGGUGCUCUUAUCGCCAGUUCUGUGCUGGUUUGGGUGCAAGAUAAUGUGAGUUGGGGAUGGGGUUUUGGCAUUCCAGCAAUAGCCAUGGCAAUUGCUGUUUUGAGCUUCUUUUCAGGUACUCCGUUGUUCAGGUAUCAAAAGCCUGGAGGCAGCCCUCUUACACGCAUGAGUCAGGUGCUGGUGGCAUCCUUCAGAAAACAGAAAGUUGAAGUUCCUGCCGACAAGUCUCUUUUGUAUGAGACUGCAGAUGCUGAAUCCAACAUCACAGGAAGCCGCAAGCUCGACCAUACUGCAGAGUUUAGUUUCCUUGACAAGGCAGCAGUGGAAACAGAAAAGGAUGAAAUAAAGGGGUCAGUAGACCCGUGGAGACUUUGCACAGUAACCCAAGUUGAGGAGCUAAAGUCUAUCAUUCGAUUGCUUCCCAUAUGGGCCACUGGUAUCAUCUUUUCUACUGUGUACAGCCAGAUGGGGAACUUAUUUGUGCUGCAAGGUGAAACAAUGGACAAAUUUGUUGGAAACUCCACUUUCGAGAUCCCAUCUGCAUCUCUGUCCAUCUUUGACACCCUUAGUGUCAUCUUUUGGGUCCCUGUGUAUGACAGAAUUAUUGUCCCAGUUGCAAGAAAAUACACUGGACAAAAAAAUGGCUUAACUCAACUGCAGCGGAUGGGCAUUGGUCUCUUUAUAUCAAUAUUUGCCAUGGUAUCUGCAGCAAUCUUGGAACUUAAAAGACUCCAAAUGGUGAGAAGGCACAACUACUACGAACUUGAUUCCGUGCCCAUGUCGAUAUUUUGGCAAGUUCCGCAGUAUUUCCUGAUAGGCUGUGCUGAAGUUUUCACUUUCAUCGGACAAUUGGAAUUCUUCUACGAGCAAGCACCUGAUGCAAUGAGGAGCAUGUGUUCUGCCCUGUCACUCACCACCGUCGCACUUGGUAGUUACUUGAGCUCUCUUCUUGUAACCAUCAUCACAAGCAUUACCACUAAGAAUGGAAAGCUUGGAUGGAUACCGGACAACUUAAAUUACGGUCACAUUGAUUACUUCUUCUGGCUACUGGGGGUGCUCAGUGUGCUGAAUUUAUGUGCCUUUAUCUUGAUCUCGAAUUGGUACACUUAUAAAAAGCCUGUAGGAACUCUUCGUUGA
This is a messenger RNA of Dovyalis caffra, 1713 nucleotides long. Lineage: Eukaryota; Viridiplantae; Streptophyta; Magnoliopsida; Malpighiales; Salicaceae. The record is from the annotation of a GenBank genome assembly.